AACAAAUAAACUUUGUUUUGCAAGAACUGUGAAAACAUUUGUUAUUAGUUCUUCAGUCUUCGUUCAAAUAGCACGCAUUAAAUCAAAAUGACAACGAAAAAUAUAUUGACUAUUUUAUUAGUCUCCUUGUACUUAGUUCAAUUGACUACAGCUCAACCCACAAACAUCCACACCCAUGAGAACUAUUUGAAGAGCCAUGAUUUAUGCCAUCAAAGAACCAACUAUGCAACCAUGGCACCUUCCGAAGGGGACAGCAAUUUAGCGGCCUCCUUACAAUUGCUGAAAAUUACUUUAUUCGCUUUGCAAGAGAUGACCCUGACCUAUGCUACCAAAGCCAAAACUGUUAGUGAUCAGCUGCUAAAAGAUGCCGCCCUGAAAGAAAACCAAUCUGACGAGGUCAAAGAAUUUCACCAGAAAAUUCAACAAUUUGAAGAGAAAUUUUCUUCGUGCAAUGGCAUUGAUGAAUUAUUCAAAUUAGUGGAAUUUUAUUCGACUGUCAGUUCCGAGUUUUAUGAAAUGGAGGAGCAAAAAACUUUAACAGCUGAUUCGAAAAUAAUCUUAGAGGUUCUGAAAAAAUACAAAUCCCAAGAGAUGGAUGAUGAAUUCGAACAGUCGUUUAAUACGUUUGUGGAUAAUUUUGCAAAGAAAUUCGAUGAACUCAAGGAGGACUUGAAGCAGGAGAAGGGAGAAACUAGUGGUAAGAUCGUGCAAUGGUGGCAACAGGUGAAGAAUUUGAAGACGUACGAUGAAAAAAUUAAGGCAUUUGCCAGCUAUGUGAAAUUAUAUGAAACAAAUUAAGCCAAGUGCUGAGUAAUGGUUAGUUAAUCGAAUGUUUUUUUUUUUUAAAUAUAAAUAAAGUGAUACCUAUAAAUAAUGUUUUUUAAA
This is a messenger RNA of Calliphora vicina (urban bluebottle blowfly), 885 nucleotides long. RefSeq lists its product as uncharacterized. NCBI's taxonomy places the organism in Eukaryota, Metazoa, Arthropoda, Insecta, Diptera, Calliphoridae. The coding region runs from base 88 to 798 and encodes 236 amino acids. The record is from RefSeq and is a predicted model, not a curated record. The transcript has 2 exons.